Molecule: messenger RNA, 1646 nt
Organism: Brassica napus (rape)
Lineage: Eukaryota; Viridiplantae; Streptophyta; Magnoliopsida; Brassicales; Brassicaceae
Exons: 6
Coding region: 338-1363 (341 amino acids)
Biological process (GO): microtubule cytoskeleton organization
Cellular component (GO): cytoplasmic microtubule
Molecular function (GO): microtubule binding
Source: RefSeq, a predicted model, not a curated record
CAUCGGCCCCACUCGAAAUUUAUAUACAACACCGUUUCAGACCCACACCAUACGAAUACGACGUCGUCUCGAGCCACACUUACAUGAAUACGACUCGUGAAAGUGCAUCGCCGGUUAAAUAAUUUUUUUUUCGUCUUCAAACAAAUUAAAAGAAGACUCUCUCUUCACUCCAUUUUCUCUCGCAUUUCAAAUUUGAUUUCCUUAUUUAGAUUCUUAAGGUCGGCGAGGCGAUUCUCUAGUCCACGGCGUUUCCCUUGCUCCGCCGUCAGCUUCUCUACUCAGAUUCUGCUACGUUUCGCCGGUAAACUUCUCCGUCCUCAUUUUCGCUCCUUCACGCAUGGCGAGCAAUACUUUGAAAGAUUUGAAUACUCUUCCUGUAACUGAGAAGAUGAGUGAAUGUAAACCAAGCUUAGCCAAGCCUUGUGUUGGGAAAAUUAAUGGAAAGUCUGAAGACAGACCUCUACCAAGCUCUGCUGCUGCUUUGGAUCCUAGUGUUGUGGAAACAGAGAAAGCUGCCGUGGAAGUUGAGUAUAUUGAAUCUGAGAACUUGGAUGAUGUUGACGAUGCUGAUGCAGUUCUCAAGACGGUUGUAGCUGGUCUUGACUCCAAGGAUUGGGUAUCAGUCUGUGAUGCUCUUAACAACGUUCGUCGGCUUUCAAUAUUCCACAAAGAAGCAAUGCUGCAUAUGCUAGAAAAAGUGAUCCCACUAGUUGUGAAAUCACUGAAAAAUCCAAGAAGCGCGGUGUGUAAAACCGCAUGCAUGACAUCUGCAGACAUCUUCAGCGCGUAUAACAACGAUAUAACAGAUCUGUUGGAUUCUCUCCUUACUCAACUCCUCCUCAAGUCUUCCCAAGAUAAAAGGUUUGUCUGCGAGGCAGCAGAGAAAGCUUUAACAUCAAUGACCAAAUACGUUUCCCCAACUUUGCUGUUACCAAAGCUGCAACCUUGUCUCAAGAACAGGAAUCCUCGGAUCCGUGCAAAAGCAUCGUUGUGCUUUUCCAGAAGUGUUCCCCGAUUGGGCGUUGAAGGUAUUAAAGAAUAUGGAAUCGACAAAUUGGUUCAAGCAGCCGCGUCUCAGCUUACCGAUCAGCUCCCUGAAUCCCGCGAGGCUGCACGUACCGUCCUACUAGAACUUCAGUCCGUUUAUGAAAAAGCUCAUCCUAUCAUCAAAGACGAGACAUCAUCACCAUCAUCUUUGCCAGAGGAAGAGCAAACCCCAGAGGCAGUUACUUGGGAAAUGUUCUGUCAGUCGAAGCUGUCGGCUCUAAGCGCACAAGCCGUGCUUCGUGUCACCAAUGUCGUGGCAGUGCCUGCUCGGGAGGGUUUGGUUACUGCAGGUUCAUCUUCUUCAUCACAGCUAUAAGCCUUCUCUACUACAUUUUGCAUUUUAUUAAAACGUUCGCUAUGGAUCAUACGGUACAUGGUAUUCUCCGGCUAUGAUCUACCACAUUGGCAAGUUAUGGACCGGUAAAAAGAGUGAAACCCGGUUAUUAAAAAUCUUUGGUUAUUUUUCCUUUUGUGAGUGAGAUUAUUUUCUCAUCAGUUUUCAUGAGUGACCUUUUUCUUAUGUGUAUAUAUCUAUACCAAGAUUUGGUAAGAUGGUCUUAGUCUUUUGGUUUAAUGCAAUUGGUCGGUUUCUUUGACGA